AUGGCGACUCCAGUGGCCAACGGCGACGCAUCCGCCGCACUCGACAACCUCAAGCCACCCGCAGGCGUGGUCCUUCCGCCUCGCGAGAUCCGCAACAUCCUCGAGAAGACGGCCGGCUACGUGGCUCGCAACGGAGCCGUCUUCGAAGACCGCAUCCGCGACAAGGAGAGCCAGAACCCCAAGUUCAGCUUUCUAAACGCCUCCGACGCCUACUUCCCCUACUACCAAUGGCGUCUCAGCGAGAUUCGGGCGGGUCGCGGCACCGACAUCGCCGCCGGCCGAGCGGGCGAGACGCCCAAACCCGAGAAGCCCCAGGGACCACCCCCUCCACCCGAAUUCCAGUUCUCGGCCAAGAUGCCGCGUCUCAACCAAAAGGACUUGGACAUCCUCAAGCACACGGCACUGUUCACAGCUAAGCAUGGCCGUCAGUGGAUGACCCAGCUGGCCCAACGGGAGGCCGGCAACCCGCAGUUCCAGUUCCUGAUUCCCAACCACACCUUCCACAACUUCUUCCAACACAUGGUCGAGCAGUACGCCAAGAUUCUCAAGUGCUAUGAGGACCCAAGGCAGAGGAUGUCGCUCAUGGACGAGCUGCGGGAGAUUGCCAAGAACCCGCACAUCGUGCUUGAACGUGCCAAACAAAGGGCAGAGUACGCCAAGUUCCAGGCGGCGGAGAGGAAGAAGAGGGAGGAGGAAGAGGUGCAAAAGGCCGAGGAGUUUGCCCGAAUAGACUGGGGUGACUUUGUGGUUGUCGAAACCAUUACAUUCACAGACGCCGACGAGACGGCGAAUCUCCCGCCACCCACAAGCCUGUCCGACCUCCAGUACGCAUCCCUCGAGGACCGCAACAAGGCAUCUAUCAGUGCCAAUCUUCGAAUCGAGGAGGCCAUGCCGGGCGAGGAGCUUGGCAUGCAAAACGGAUACCCUCAGCCUUCGUACCCGCUCCCGGCGCACCCGAGCCCAGCACCCACCCAAGCAUACCAGCAAGCUGGCCCGAUGCAGCCGCCAUACCAUCCGAUGCAGCCCGUGAGGUCUGCACAGGAGGAGGAGGAGGCACGCCGCAUCCAAGAGAGAGCCGAUGCGCAGGCGCGCAUGCAGCAGGCUCAGGCAGAGGCUCGUGGCGGCAACGCGCCCAUGAAGAUCCGCGAGAACUACGUGCCGCGUGCCGCGCAGCGCGCAGCGAACCGGCAAGGCACGCAGACGGCUCUCUGCCCAAACUGCAAGCAGCAAAUCCCCAUCAACGAGCUCGACGAACACAUGCGGAUCGAGCUAUUGGACCCUCAUUGGAAGGAACAGAAGGCUCGAGCGGAAGCGCGAUAUGCGCACGCGAACGUGUCGCACGCCGACGUGGCCAACAACCUCAAGCGACUGGCGAGCCAGCGAAGUGACGUGUUCGAUCCGGUGACGGGCCAGGCCAUCUCGGAGGACGAGCUGGCACGGCGGAAGAAGGCGGCGAUGAACAGCUUUGACGGCAACCCUGAAGGCAAGAGCCAGGCGCACAUGGACCACUUGCAGAGCUUCAAUGUGGAGGAGCAGAUUCGCGCCAUACACCAAAAAUUUGCGGGCGACAAGAAACCCCAGCCGCCCGCGCGGGCAGCCGCCGCCAAACUGUCUGGCCAGCAGGACGCCGGGAGGGCCGCCGGCAGCGACAACGAGCCCGCCGCCGCCGGCACGACCACCAAGGCGGGAUCGACGUCUCCGAAGAGCCCCAACUUCCACCGGCCCAUCAUGCAGGCCAUGCCCGACACGCGGCAGCAGAGUUUCGACGAGAUCUACGGGCCGCCCGAGAACUUUCUCGAAAUUGAGGUCCGCAAUCCUCGCACGCACGGCAUCGGGCGACACAUGUACACCGACUACGAGAUCCUGUGCCGGACCAACAUCCCCGCCUUCAAGCUGCGCCAGAGCAGCGUUCGGCGGAGGUACUCAGACUUUGAGUACUUUCGCGACAUUCUAGAGCGCGAGAGCGCGCGCGUCACCAUCCCGCCGCUCCCGGGCAAGGUCUUUACCAAUCGCUUCAGCGACGAUGUUAUCGAGGGCCGUCGCGCGGGGCUCGAAAAGUUCCUCAAGAUUGUCGUCGGCCACCCGUUGCUGCAGACGGGGAGCAAGGUCCUCGCCGCCUUUGUGCAGGAUCCGAACUGGGACCGCAACGCGUGGUGA
This is a messenger RNA of Purpureocillium lilacinum, 2157 nucleotides long. The record is from RefSeq and is a predicted model, not a curated record. NCBI's taxonomy places the organism in Eukaryota, Fungi, Ascomycota, Sordariomycetes, Hypocreales, Ophiocordycipitaceae.